AUGGCGCCGCUGCCCGGCUUCGCCGGAAGCUCCUCUCACGCCCUGCCGCCGGCCGCCGGCCCGCACGGCGACGCGCGGCCCCCGCCCCCCCCGCCAGCGGGAGGCGUCGACGAGCAAGGCAGCCCGCACAGCGGCGAGGAGGAGGGCGGCGGGCUUGGGCUUGGCGCCUACUCCCCAGAGGAGGGCUUCGGCGAGCUCUGGUCGCAGCGGGUCGACCGGCUGCGCGCUGCGUCGCCGCGGGGCGGUGAGCCAGGCUGGCGCCUCUUUGCGAUGAUCGUCAAGGCGGACGACGAGCUUCUGCAGGAGCGGCUGCUCCGCCCGCGCCUCGCCGUCUCCUUCAUCGCCCAGCUCGGCCGCGUCUGGAGCAGCGCGCGCAUGCCGCUCCGCCUCUUCCCGUACACGAUCCUCGCAACCUCGGCCACCGCCGGGCUCAUCGAGGUCGUCCCCGACGCAAAGUCGCUCGACGGCAUCUGCAAGACCGCCUCCUUCUCCUCGCUCGCCGCCUUCUUCCGCGCGCGCUACGGCGGCCCCUCCUCGCGCGCCUUCUAUGCCGCCCGGCGCAACUUCGUGCAGUCCAGCGCCGCGUACUCUGUCGCGUGCUACCUCCUCCAGAUCAAGGACCGGCACAACGGCAACAUCCUGCUGCGCGCCGACGGCUCCGUCGUCCACAUCGACUUUGGCUUCCUCCUCUCCAACUCGCCCGGCAAAAACAUCGGCUUCGAGUCUGCGCCCUUCAAGCUCACGCGCGAGUGGGUCGAGGUGAUGGGCGGCGCGUCGUCGCCGUGGUUCGCCUACUUUCGGCUGCUCGUCGUGCGCGGCUACCUCGAGGCGCGCCGCCACCGCGAGGAGCUCCUCCUCUCCGUCGCCGCCGCCUACCACGCCACCGGCGGCUCGCUGCCUUGCUUCCGCGCCGGGGAGGCGUCGAUCGACGCGAUGCGUCAGCGCUUCCGGCCGCACGACUCGGAGGUGCAGGCGGCGCGGUUCGCCGCGAGCCUCGUCUCCGAGUCCCUCGACCACUGGCGCACGCGCACGUGCGUCUCUGCGCGUGCGGGUGCGUGCUCGCCACUGCAGCGGGUGUGA
Messenger RNA from Emiliania huxleyi CCMP1516, 1080 nucleotides. RefSeq lists its product as hypothetical. Gene Ontology annotation, molecular function: 1-phosphatidylinositol 4-kinase activity. The transcript has 2 exons. The coding region runs from base 1 to 1080 and encodes 359 amino acids. The record is from RefSeq and is a predicted model, not a curated record. NCBI's taxonomy places the organism in Eukaryota, Haptophyta, Isochrysidales, Noelaerhabdaceae. Gene Ontology annotation, biological process: phosphatidylinositol phosphate biosynthetic process; phosphatidylinositol-mediated signaling. Gene Ontology annotation, cellular component: cytoplasm; membrane.